AUGCAUUUUGUUUACGAGCGAAUUUCCCGGAUUUCUAUUCGUCAUAAUUCCAAAUUUUCGAUCGAUGAUGUCGAGUUCGUCCUUGGACCGCUGUUUGGCACGCACUAUGGCAUGGGCGGAUUACGCUCAAUUAUUUCGAGUGUUGAUCACAUUUUCUGCGCUUACGAUAAGAAAACGCAUCGAUAUAUCGCCUGUGCUCUUGUGGAAAGUCAUAACGAGAAAAAUGUUCUUUAUAUAAAACUGUUCGGUGUUGCAGAAUCUAAUCAAGGUCAAGGAAUUGGAACGCAUUUGUUGAAAUCAAUUCAAAAGUGGGGAGAACGAGAGAACUACUCGGCGAUUAUUUUACAUCCCCAAGUUAACAAUCAUAGAGCGAUCGGUCUCUAUGAGAAAGUCGGUUUUCACAAACAAUAUCUAUUAAAAGACUUUUUCCGUCCACGCGAAUUGCCUACAUUUGUUGAAGUUUAUGAACCCGAUGCUUAUCAAAUGAUUGUAUAUCUGUAA
This is a messenger RNA of Adineta ricciae, 501 nucleotides long. NCBI's taxonomy places the organism in Eukaryota, Metazoa, Rotifera, Eurotatoria, Adinetida, Adinetidae. The record is from the annotation of a GenBank genome assembly.